Messenger RNA from Alternaria viburni, 1041 nucleotides. RefSeq lists its product as uncharacterized. Lineage: Eukaryota; Fungi; Ascomycota; Dothideomycetes; Pleosporales; Pleosporaceae. Bases 1 to 1041 code for a protein of 346 amino acids. The transcript has a single exon. The record is from RefSeq and is a predicted model, not a curated record.
AUGACAGACGAUUCUGGGCUCGAUCAGCGUCGAUGGUGGGCAGGCUACUACUUCCUCAACCCCAUGGCUGUUGCAGUAUGUCCACCUAAGAACUCCGAUGGCAGCGCCUGGCAUCUACCUGUCAAGGAGAUGCUACCUCGCCAUGACCAGGGCCGCGUGCACAUUCCCCUAGCGAUCGGUGCUCUAGGCGAUCCCGAGCCGAUUGAGCCGAUUCUCGAUCUGAAUUUGGGUACCCACCAGUUCAUCAGUCCCCGUGGGCGUACACAAUUCCCCUACUCUGGCAAUAACAUCGUCUCGUUUCUCAACCUGACUGUCAACAAGCGCAAAGACCUCGCAUGCCCUUCCUGUUACCUGGAACGCCAGAAUCAAGGUGUGGCGCCUUGUUCCUGCACCCUACGGAAGCGCUUCCUAGACCGAUGGUUGUGUAUGCACUGCUAUAUCGAGGAGGUAAAUGUUGAUGAACAGCUCCGCCGUCAUGUCGUGAAGGCAAACGAGGUCGGACAAGGCCACAUACACGUGUGUGGCUGCGGAACGGAAUUCACACCAGAUAUCAUGCCAAAAGUCAUGUGCAACUGGUGCAAAGGCGAGAUCACAGAGCUCGAGCAGGGCACUGAGGAUGAUGCCACCAGUGAGAAUGCCGAAGACAACAGCGAAGAAGAAGAGGAACUCGAGAACGGAGAUGACGAGGAGGACCAUUCGGCGGCUGACUUUGCGGGUCUGCCUCUGGACGAGUUUGGCUACGCUGAGAACCGCGACGGGUCUCUUUCGGUGUACGUGAACGGCGAGUGCAUCCGCGGAGAACGUUUGGGACGAGCUAUGAUCCGCCAGUGGAAGAGAAUCCAGGGUGAGCACGUUGAAUGUACUUGCUGUAUCUGCGACGAGAAGGACUCUAUGCAUGCUCACGCGGGGGAUGAUUCAGGGGACGAGGACGAAGACGAAGACGAGGGCGAAGAUGGCGAGGAUGACGAUGACGAUGAUCUACCAGAUCUGGAAGACGUCGAGUCAGCUGCUGGCUUCGAAGAUCCAUGGGGACUGGACUAA